Molecule: messenger RNA, 288 nt
Organism: Ylistrum balloti
Lineage: Eukaryota; Metazoa; Mollusca; Bivalvia; Pectinida; Pectinidae
Exons: 3
Source: RefSeq, a predicted model, not a curated record
AUGUUGGAACAACAUUUAUUUCCAUUUGUUAGGAUUCUUAUGAUUCACCCACACUGGGGCCACUCUCGUGUCAAAUCGAAACUGGUAAACGUUGAUCAUGAGACAAGACAGUCAUCUAAACUCCAAAAAAUAUAUUACAGAUUUGGUUCAGACUGUGCUUCAGAAGCGUCGCAAUCAGGAUAAUAGCGUUACUAUGACGACGGUGACAUGUGCCACUUUCCUGUUGUUUCAUUUACUAGCGAAUCACCACCAUUUACGGACCUGGACAUAUAUGUUUGGCUAGAGUAA